This is a messenger RNA of Loxodonta africana (African savanna elephant), 10439 nucleotides long. RefSeq names its product NIMA related kinase 1 (gene NEK1). The transcript is spliced from 36 exons. NCBI's taxonomy places the organism in Eukaryota, Metazoa, Chordata, Mammalia, Proboscidea, Elephantidae. Gene Ontology annotation, biological process: protein phosphorylation. The record is from RefSeq and is a predicted model, not a curated record. The coding region runs from base 674 to 4513 and encodes 1279 amino acids. Gene Ontology annotation, molecular function: protein kinase activity; ATP binding.
UGACGUACUGACCGCUCCCCCUGCCUCCCGGCUCCCGGGUUCUGUUGCGCUGGCGUGAGGAGUCCCCCGCUCGGAGUCCCAAGCACUUUCCCCGCGUUGGUCCUCCGCGUAGCCGGGAGUGUAGAGCCGGCGUUGCGAGGCCGCAGGACGCCGCAGGCAGGUAGCCUCCCCGGACCAAACGCUGCCCUCCCUCCCACUUCGCUGAGGCCGCUAGCAACCACCUCUGAAGUUGGAGAUGCGGUAACGGAGUCACUCCCCCCGCUGCCGCCUCCCGUUUCCAAGGGGCUCCGAAACCAGUUUGUUUUAUCGGGAUAGUGUGGAGCUGCCUCACAGGGCGUUGCCCGAGGCGGGACGUAGUCAAGCCCGAGGUGUCAGCCAAAGGGUGGUGUCAGCUGUGGGACUCUCCCAGUCCCCCCUUUCUGGGCUGUGAGCUGCUGCUGGGUAGAUCCCUUUCAGGAUGUCAUUUUCAAAAUGCGGGAUGAUACCUCUGCCUUAGUAGGUCCUUUGAGAAGACUGCUACACCUAGACUAAUGCUUAUCGAUCAUCACCGUUAUUCCUACUAAAGCCCUGUGUCAUUGAGGCCUGUUUUUUAUUCUCGAAUGUAAAAUUUGUCUCCAGAAGCAGAAUUUUUUAUUGCCUUGCACAUCUGUAAGAAUGCCUUAGAAUAAGAACCAUGGAGAAGUAUGUCAGAGUACAAAAGAUUGGAGAAGGUUCCUUUGGAAAAGCCAUUCUUGUUAAAUCUAAAGAAGAUGGUAGACAAUACGUUAUCAAAGAAAUUAACAUCUCAAGAAUGUCCAGUAAAGAAAGGGAAGAAUCAAGGAGAGAAGUUGCAGUGUUGGCAAACAUGAAGCAUCCAAAUGUUGUUCAGUAUAGAGAAUCAUUUGAAGAGAAUGGCUCUCUCUACAUAGUAAUGGAUUACUGUGAAGGAGGGGAUCUGUUUAAACGAAUAAAUGCACAGAAAGGCAUUUUGUUUCAAGAGGAUCAAAUUUUGGACUGGUUUGUACAGAUAUGUUUGGCCCUGAAACAUGUACACGAUAGAAAAAUUCUUCAUCGAGACAUAAAAUCACAGAACAUAUUUCUAACCAAAGAUGGGACAGUACAACUUGGCGAUUUUGGAAUUGCUAGAGUUCUUAAUAGCACUGUUGAGCUGGCUCGCACUUGCAUAGGGACUCCAUACUACCUGUCACCUGAAAUCUGUGAAAAUAAACCUUAUAAUAAUAAAAGUGACAUUUGGGCUUUGGGGUGUGUCCUUUAUGAGAUGUGUACACUUAAACAUGCAUUUGAAGCUGGCAAUAUGAAAAACCUGGUACUGAAGAUAAUAUCUGGAUCUUUUCCACCUGUAUCUUUGAAUUACUCUUAUGAUCUCCGCAAUUUGCUGUCUCAGUUAUUUAAAAGAAAUCCUAGGGAUAGACCAUCAGUCAACUCCAUAUUGGAGAAAGGUUUUAUAGCCAAGCGCAUUGAAAAGUUUCUCUCACCUCAGCUUAUCGCAGAGGAAUUUUGUCUAAAAACAUUUCAAAAGCUUGGAGCACAGCCUGUACCAGCCAAAAGACCAGCUUCAGGAAAAAGCUUAGCUUCUGUUGUACCUGCUCAGAAAAUUACAAAGCCUGCUGCCAAGUAUGGAGUACCUUUAACAUCUAAGAAAUAUGGAGAUGUACCUAAAAAAUUAUAUGAAAAGAAACCACUUCAAAAAUAUAAACAGGCCCAUCAAACUGCAGUGAAGAAGGUGAAUCCUGGAAAAGAAAGGAGGAAAAUGUUUGAGGAAGCAGCAAGAAAGAGAAAGUUGGAAUUUACUGAAAAAGAAAAGAAACAAAAGGAUCAGAUUAGUUUAAUGAAGGCUGAACAGAUGAAAAGGCAAGAAAAGGAAAGGUUGGAGAGGAUAAAUAGGGCCAGGGAACAAGGAUGGAGAGAUGUGCUGAGCGCUGGUGGAGGUGGCGAAGUGAAGGCUCCCUUUUUUGUCAGUGGAGGGGCAGUGGCUCCAUCUUUUUCUCCUCGUGGGCAGUAUGAACAUUACCAUGCUAUCUUUGAUCAAAUGCAGCAGCAAAGAGCAGAGGAUAACGCAUCUAAGUGGAAAGAAGAAAAACAUGGCCGAGGGCUUCAGGAAAGAGGAAUUUCACCUGGAGUACGUCCAGGAUUUCCUAACGGGGCUGCAGGUCAUCACCGUUCCCCUGAUGCUGAUGCUAUUAGAAAAACUUUGAAAAGAUUGAAGGCCAUGUCUAAACAAGCCAGUGCAAGCAGGCAAAAAGGACAAUUAUCUGUGGAAAGAGCUAAACAAGUAGAAGAAUUUCUGCAGCGAAAAUGGGAAGCUAUGCAGAAUAAAGCUCGAGCCGAAGGACAUAUGGGACUCCUGCAAAACCUGGCAGCUAUGUAUGGAGGCAGGUCCAGCUCUUCGAGAGGAGGGAAGCCGAGAGACAAUGAGGAAGAGGUUUAUCUAGCAAGGCUAAAACAAAUAAGACUACAGAAUUUCAAUGAGCGCCAACAGAUCAGAGCCAAACUUCGUGGUGAAAAGAAAGAAGCUGAUAACUUCGAAGGACAAAAAGGAAGCGAAGAGGCUGACAUGAGGCGCAAAAAGAUUGAAGCACUUAAGUCCCAAGCAAAUGCACGUGCAGCUGUACUAAAAGAACAACUGGAGCGGAAGAGAAAGGAAGCGUAUGAGAGAGAAAAGAAAGUGUGGGAAGAGCAUUUGGUGGCUAAAGGAGUAAGGAAUUCUGAUGUGUCUCCGCCUUUGGGACAGCGUGAAUCAGGUGGCUCUCCAUCAAAGCAGCAGAUAAGACCUGUUAUUUCUAUGACUUCAGCCUUGAAAGAAGUGGGUAUGGACAGCUUAGCUGAUGAUACCCGGGGUACCUCAGAAGAAAUGCAAAAGACCAACAAUGCUAUUUCAAGUAAACGAGAAAUACUACGUCGAUUGAAUCAAAAUCUUAAAGCUCAGGAGGAUGAAAAAGGACAGCAGCAUUGCUCCGACGCUGAAGAUGCCAAAGAGAACGAAGAAAAGCCAGUUUCAUCUGAUCGUAAGAAGUGGGGCGCAGGUGGUCAACUUGUGAUUCCUCUGGAUGAGUUAACGCUGGAUGCAUCCUUCUCUGCGGCUGAAAAACACACAGUGGGAGAGGUUAUUAAAUUAGAUCCUGGUGAAUCUCCAAGAAGACUCUGGGGAAAAAGUCCUGUUGAUUCUGUUCUGAAGAUACUUGGAGAAGCUGAACUACAACUUCAGACAGAACUAUUGGAAAACACGACUAUUAGAAGUGAGAUUUCUCCUGAAGGGGAAAAAUACAAACCCUUAAUUGCUGGAGAAGAAAAAGUACAAUGUAUUUCUCUUGAAAUACACCCCUCAGCUACUGUUGAUUCUCCUCCUAUUGAGAUAAAAAGUCCACAGGUUAGGGAGUCAUCUCCACAGAUGUUACUGAUACCAGAAGGAAAUUUGGAUGAACCUGAUGAUUUGGAAACAGAAGUUCUACACGAGCUAACUGGAUUAAAAAAAGAUGGUAGCUUGCCCUGUCCUGUUACUGAUGUGUGGGCUGAGGAAAAGGAAGCAAAGGAGACUGAGUUGGAAGAUAGGAUCACCAUUCAGCAAAAUGAGGUUUCUGAAGAUGAAAUCCUGAGGAAUGCGGACCAACUUAGUGCAGUUCAGAUAGAGCCUGAAAUCGAUGAUUCGUCGCACUUCAAAUGUGAUGUAGAUAAACCUAUGCCACCAGAACCAUUUUUCCAUAAAGUGGUUCAAUCUGAAGACUUGAAAAUAGCCUCUGAAGUUCAGUCAAUUCAGUGUUCACCAGAAGAGUCCUUUCCACUUCGUUCUCGCUCUGAUUCACCACCAAAAAACAAAAGCAAGAAUUCAUUGUUGAUUGGUCUUUCAACUGGUCUAUUUGAUGCAAACAACCCAAAGAUGUUGAGGACAUGUUCACUUCCAGAUCUCUCAAAGCUGUUCAGAACACUGAUAGAUGUUCCCACUGUAGGAGACAUGCGACAAGACAAUCUUGAAAUAGAUGAAAUUGAAGAUGAACACAUUAAAGAAGAGCCUUCUGAUUCUGAAGACAUAGUGUUUGAAGAAACGGACACAGACUUACAAGAGCUUCAGGCCUCGAUGGAACAGUUACUUAGGGAACAGCCUGGUGAAGAGUACAGUGAGGAGGAAGAGUCGGUCUUAAAGACCAGUGAUGUAGAGCAGACCGCGAACGGGACAGACCUGGCAGACGAGGAUGACAAUCCCAGCAGUGAAAGUGCCCUGAAUGAAGAGUGGCACUCGGAUAACAGCGAUGGUGAGAUUACUAGUGAAUGUGAAUAUGAUAGUGUCUUUAAUCAUUUGGAGGAGCUGAGACUUCACCUGGAGCAGGAAAUAGGCUUUGAAAAGUUCUUUGAGGUUUAUGAGAAAGUAAAGGCUAUUCAUGAAGACGAAGAUGAAAACAUUGAAAUUUGUUCAACAAUAGUACAAAACCUUCUGGGAAAUGAACAUCAGCAUCUCUAUGCCAAGAUUCUUCAUUUAGUCAUGGCAGAUGGAGCCUAUCAGGAAGAUAAUGAUGAAUAAUGCUCUCUCAGAAAAUACUCCUUAAGCCUCACCUGUAUGAAAGCAUUCGAAUUCAACUUACCACAAUAACAAGCUUCACUGGGAAAUGUAGCAAUUAUUUAUAUCUAAGGUAUAUUCAGAUUUAACACAGGCAUGCUGUUUGCAUGAAAAAGAUGGAGAAACAUGCCUUUUUCAAUUAAGAAUGUAGUAUUUUAUGUUUUAUUUUGUUCAGUGAGCUCUAUAGUUACCUCCUAUAGAAUAUGCGCUUUGUUAAAUCAUCCAACCAAAGCUUAAGAAACGCUGACCCAGAAAUGGACUUAAUGAUUUUAAAGAAGAUUUAUCAUGCUGUAAGGUCAUCUUGACUUUCAGCAAAUGUCUUUAAGUUGAAAGAGUUGCCUGUGUCAUAAAAGACCUGCCUCAAUGAUUUUCAUUUAAGGAUUUAACCAUGACCUUUUUUCCGUCUAGUCCGUGUUUUCAUCCUGGCCAGCAAGUCUGCAUUAAAUAACCUUGUCAAGGGCUCUAUUUAAAUCUUUACAAUUUUGAGGAUGGAAUUUUAAGUCUUAAAAUUUAUACAGUCAGUCCUUUUUAAACCAGCGUAUCUCCUAAACUAGCUCAGUGCAAACAGGCUAUGGAAACAGCCUUAGAAAUCAUUGAAAGAUUUGUUUAUGAAAGAAUCAUAAAACUAUAUAUCCUGAUAUUUAAAAAGUUGGUAAAUUACUUCUCUUUCUCUUUAAGGACCAGAACCAGGAAUAUUAUAUCCAAAAAUUAGUCCUUUAAUUUUAACAUUGACCAAGCAUGUGGCAUAAAGUUGCCCCUUUGGUUUUUAACUUCAUUUCAUGCAUGUGCUUCAAGGACACUAUGAAGUUAAAAAGGAGAAAGAAAUCAUUUUUAUUUUGACAACGGUGACAGUUUUAGUAAGUAGUAUCCCAAAAGGGAGAAUGUUUGCCUCGUUUACGUAUGGUGAGAGGAGCUAGGUCGUGAAGAUGAUGGCCACGCAGCUUCCGUCGCAGUAGUCCAAGUAGUACGUGGUUUCAUUAGACACGUCUCAAGUCCAGAUGAUUUUAGUGAUGAGAGCUGAAUUUCUGAACCUCCAAGCACCAAGCAGCCAGGUUGGCACAAUCUCGAAUUUGAAAAAAUAAAAUCAUACCUUGCAGCAUUAUCAGUACUAUGUUGAAGUGGUUACAUAUAUUAUUUCUAACAACCAAAACUAAAUACUUGAUUUUUAUAUAUUUGUUUAUUUUAUGAUAUUACUAUUAAAAUUUUUAUUAUCUAUCUGAAGUAUAACUAUUGAUUGUCUUUUAUUUAUUGGCACUAUUCUCAGUAGAUGCUUGCCUCAGUGCUUUUACAGAGCUGGAAAUCUUUUUUUGCCUAUUCUGUAGUAUAUUGAUUAAGACCCUCUUUCUGUCCUCCUAAUACAAUGUUGUUCUAUAGCUGAUUAUUUUAGUGUUUUUUUCCUAAUGGAAAAAUAUUUGAAUUCUGCACUUUAGCUCUCUACAAUCCUGAAUGCUGGGAAUGAUCUUUUUUUAUGUUAAUUUAUAAAUUAAAAUGGAGUCCUAAUUUCCAUUUUAAAAAUUACAGCCAUUAGAAAAGCAGAUAAAGGUAUAACACAGUAGAAGAAUAUUUUAGCCGUAUUUCCAAAAAUGUCAUAUAUACUGUAAUAGGGAUGACAAAUAGGAUUUGUGCCAUUUCCAGUCAAUUUGUAGUGAGUGGUUCUGGAGUGUCGUUAUAGAAAAGUUGUCUAUGCCAGUGAGGGAAAGGGCUAUUAUCAUUCAACAAGGUCUGUUAUAAAUGUUGGAGAUGAAGUAUGGAAACAACUAUAGAGUCAUAGAAAGUUAGAGCUAGAAAGAGCUAUCGGAAUAAUGUAGUCUUAUCCCCCAUUUAACAGACAAGAACAGUGAGUUGUAACAUGAACUAAGUCACUUGUGUAAAGGGCCAGGGUUAGACCAGUUUCCAGGUAUUUAUACAGUGCUAUUAGUUACAUAUACUUUUUAGAAUUUUUCUCUUCUAGAGAGUGAAAGAGUAGAUUCAGCAGGAAAAAGUACAUUUUGCAUUCAUGCAUUAAGAAUUCUAGAGAGAUUUUUCUAUUUCUGGGACUAUUUUAAUUACCUGUUUUCUAUUUCUGGGACUAUUCUGCUUAACUCUAAUUAGUCUAAUUAGACUCCCAGUUGAAAAUAAUCUAAAAAUGCUGCAUAAAGUUAUUUUCCCCUCAUAAAUUAACACAUACUCUACCCUUUAUCACAUUGAUGAGGGAUCUUUCAAGACUGUGUGUUUUAUAUAUAUACUUAUAUAUACAUAAAUGUUAAAAACACUGAAGAGGUAAAAAGAUCAUUAACUACAAUGCCAAAACUGUGGAGAAGGCCUCAGCCUAGAGAGAUAAGUGGAAUAUUGAAGAGGAAGAAAGCCACUUUUGACCUGAGAGCAUUUCCAAUACCUCACAUUUGUGCUCAUAGGACAAAUGGAGUUAGAGUGCAGGCCAAGGGCCUAUUGAAGUUGAGGAAAACCUAUAUUAAGGUGAGAACUCAAAAGGUUACAUCCUCACAAUAAAGGAGAACCAGAACUAAAACUGAGCUCCAACUCAAACUGUUGAAAAGAAGGGUAAAACAAAUCCCUGAGAAGUUGUGGCCACAGACAAACCCUCAAGUGGUUUUGUACCUUGAGCACCCGUAACCGCCGUGGGCCAGGGAACUUUAGGACUGAACAUAAUUUGAGGUGAACUUCAACUGGUAGUGCUCCAUGAACUUAGCAGAAGCCAUGUCACUGCCUUGCUAAAGGAGGGCACAUUUAUUCUGUGUCUUGAAAAUCACCCAUACAUAAAUUUUCAAGAGAAAUGCUGGACAUGGAGUCAAAGAUAAAUAGUACACAAGAAAUCAAGACAAUAUGAUUAGAAGAUAGCAGUGACAGGACCCACACAGGCUUUAGAUACUGGAAUUCUCAGAGAGAGAAAACAAUUAUGUUUACUGUGUUAAAAAAUGAUCAGCAAACUUGGAAAUAUUUGUAGAGAGAAAAAAUCUGAAAAGUGAUAUGGUAGAUAUGAAGAAGAACCAGUAGCAUCCAUAUACAUGAAAAACACAAUAACUCAAUUUUUUAAACUCAGUGGACAUGCUUGGCAGCAAAUCGCAUGCAGUAAAAGAGAGAAUUAAAGAACUGAAGAAAUCGUCCAUAAUGUAGCACAGAGAGAGAAAUAGACGGGAAAUACUGAAGAGAAGGUAAGAGGCAUAGAAUCAGUUAGAAGGUCUAACGUGUGUUUCAUUGGAGUUCCAGAAGGAAAAGAAAGAAUGGGGUAAAGUCACUUGAGGGGAUAAAGGAUGAGAAUUUUUCAAAACUUUUAGAAAACACAAGAUUGAAGAAGCCUAAUGAACCUCAAGAAAAAUAAAAGAAAUGCACACCUACUUUCUUCAAAGUGUAACUGUGGGCAAUCAAAGACAAAAAAAAAAAAAUCUUAAAAGAGUCAAAGAUAAAAAGGCAUGUUAUCUUCAAAGGGGAUGUGAGAAGGACUAACAGCUGGCUUUUAGCAGUGGUAAUGGAAGCCAGAAGCCAUUGUAAUCAUAGCCUCAAUGGGCAGAAAGAAAAUAACUAUCAUCCCAGGGUUAUAUGCCUACCAAAAAUGUGUUUCAACUGUCCAAACUUACUGCACAGAAAUAGCACAAGGAGGUGAAAGCAGCUAGAAUUCACAGAGCAGAGUACCAGAAAGGAGAGAUCUGUACAAGACAGCUUCAGAGAUCUGUAGAUCUCUCGUGUCUUCUUCAGCCAAAUAAUGGGCAGUGCAUCAUGUGAGAAAACUACCCAAGCAUUGGGGAAAGAACAACUAGAAAAGAGCAGGUGCAAUAAUCCCUGAAUAUAGCACAUGGCCAGGAAUAGCUUGUAUUUUCACCAGCCUGAGUGGAAAGAUCUAGCAUCUAGGGCAUAGAGUACAUAAAGGCUUUGCCUAAGUAGUGGAGCCAAAUUAUCCGUAGAUAAAGGUUAUUGUGACCCUGCUUAACAAAGCUUAAAAACAAGCCUUGAAAGGAUCACUGUCUUUUCUAAGAACUUAACAAAGCUCAAAAAUACUUAAAGAAAUUCCCAAAAUGUCAGCACUCAACCAAGUAAAAUUCACAAUACCUGGCACCCAGUCAAAAAGACUAGGCAUUCAGAGAAGCAGGGAAAUGUGAUUUAUAUUUGACAGGAAAUCUAUUAACAAUGCAGAAAUUAUAGAAAUAAUGUAAUUAGUAGUCAAGGAUAUCAAAACAGCUAUUAUAAAUAUACUUCAUACAUUUAAAAAGGAAGAAGAAAGUGUGAGUAUGAAGAAGAGAAGAGGCAUGGCAGUUUUAUACACACACACGCAGACGUUGCUGUCCAAUCAAUCGUGACUUACGGCAACCCCUUGUGUGCAGAGUAGAACUGUUCCAUAGGGUUUUCAUGGCUGUGACUUUUCCAAAGCAAAUCACCAGGACUGUCUUCCAAGGCACCUCUGAAUGGGUUCAAACUGCCAAUCUUUCAGCUAGUAGUUGAGCACUUAACUGCUUGCACUACCCAGGGACUCCAGAUAGAUAGAGAUAAUAGAAAUUCUAAGGAUGAAAAACUACAUCUGUAACAGUGGAUUAGCUACACAGAAGAAAACAGUAGUGAAUGAGAGCCGGUUGACAUUUAUAAAACACCCCAGUGAAAACAACAGAAUACAUUGUUUUCAGGUGCACAAAUGCUUCAUUUACCAGGAUAGGCCAUAUUUUGAAUGAUAGGAAUAUAUCAAAUGUUAAAGGAUUCAAAUCAUAUGGAGUGUGUUUUCUGACCACAAUGGAGUUAAAUAAGAAAUCAAAAUUUUUUUAAAAAAGGAAUUCUAGACUAUCCACAAAUAUUUGGAAACUUCGACACAGAAUAACUUAUGGAUCAAAGAACAAAUCACAGCCAAAAUUAGAAAAUAUUUUGAACCGAAUGAAAAUGAAAACGAUAUAUCUACAUUGUGGGAUGUGGCUUAGAGCUUAGAAUGAAAUUUAUACCAUUAAAGUCCUAUAAAGGAAGCAAUCCAAUGAUUUAAACAUCUGCCUUACAAAUACCUGGAAAAAAGAUGAGGAAAUUAAGCCCAGAGUAAGAAAAGAGGAAAUGAUAAAAUAGGCACAGAUAUCAAUAAAACAGUAAAAAAAAAACCAAAAUCAAAACCUGUUUUUUUGAGAAGUUCAAGAAAACUCUGAAUUCCUUAGACUGAAAAAUAGGGAAGGCAUAAGUUAGAAAUAUCAUGAAUUAGGGCACAUUAGAUGAAUAAUAAGGAAUAUUAUGAGCAAAUAUGUCAAUAUAUUUGACAACUUAGGAAAAUUGGACAAAUUUCUUGUGAGACAAAAACUACCAAAGCUCACUCAAGAAGAAAGAAAAAUCUGAAUAGCUCUAUAUAUAGUCUAGAAAUUGAACUUAUAGUUAAAAACCAUUCAUAGACAAACUUUUGGGCCGAGAUGGCUUUAAUGAUGAAUUCUACCAAACAUUUCUGGGAGAAAUAAUAGCAAUUCUACACAGGCUGUUCCAAAAUAGACAGUGGAGGGGGCAUUUUCCAACUUAUUCUGUAAGUACAGUACUAUUGUUCCCCAAACCAAGAACAGGGUUUUAAGGAAAGUGAACUACAGACUCAUGUACCUUAUGAAUAUUAAUUAAAAAUUCUUAACAAAUUUUAGCCAUUCAAACCCAACAAUAUGAAAAAGGGUAACAUUAACAAAGUAGAGUAUAUGCCGUGAAUGCAAGAUUGUCUUAACAUUUGAAAAUUUAAUUCACCACAUUAAAACCUGAAACCUGUCAUCAUUGAAAUGAUUCUGCUUUAUAGCAACCUUAUAAGACAGGGCAGAACUGCCCCGUAGGGUUCCCAAGGUUUUAACUGUUACAGAAGCAGACUGCCACAUCUUUCUCCCACAGAGCAGCUGAUGAGUUUGAACUGCCGACUUUUCAGUUAACGGCCGAGUGCUUAAGCAUUGCGCUACCAAGGCUCCCU